AUGGCGGCCUCCAUGGCAGAAAGUUAUAGGACAUCCUUGUACCUGGCCCGGAGCCUCCGAAUGGCCAAGCCACGGCUUGCUGCUCUCGCGGCUAGUAUCUGCCGUGUCCGCACGGUCCCAACCCGGUUUCAGAGCACCGGGCCUUACGAGCCCGGUGGGUUCAAGCCGCCGCCGAAACCUGUCAUCGUGGACGAGCGCCGAGCCCCGGAGGAAGAGAGAAGGUUCCUGAGUCCUGAAUUCAUCCCUCCAAGGGGGAGAAUAAACCCUCUGAAAUUUCAGAUAGAAAGGAAAGAUAUGCUAGGCAGGAGAAAGGUGCUUCCCAUUCCAGAGUUCUAUGUCGGAAGCAUACUGCGUGUCACCACAGCCGACCCCUAUGCCAGUGGAAAAACCAGCCAGUUCCUGGGGAUUUGCAUCAAAAGAUCAGGAAAUGGGCUUGGGGCUACUUUCACCCUCAGGAACACGAUUGAAGGACAGGGUGUGGAGAUUUGCUUUGAACUGUAUAAUCCUCGAAUCCAGGAGAUCCAAGUGGUGAAGUUAGAAAAGCGGCUGGAUGACGACCUGCUGUACUUACGUGACGCCCUUCCUGAGUACAGCACCUUUGACGUCAAUAUGAAGCCCGUCCCAUAUGAGUCCUGCCAGGAAGUGCCUGUUAACAAGCUGAAAGUUAAAAUGAAGCCAAAGCCGUGGUCCAAACGCUGGGAACGUCCGAAGUUCAACAUUAAAGGAAUCAGAUUCGAUCUUGCUUUAACUGAAGAGCAAAUGAAAGAAGCCCAGAAGUGGAACAAGCCAUGGAUUGAGUUUGAUAUGAUGAGAGAGUAUGACACUUCAAAAAUUGAAGCUGCAUUGUGGGAAGAAAUAGAAGCAUCAAAGAAGUCUUGAUCCUGGGACUGGUGAAUGGUUCAACAGGGACUGGAGAACAGCUCAGUGGUUAAGAUCUCUUCUGAGGACCUGGGUUUGGUCCCCAGCACAUCAGGUGGCCCACAGCCUCCUGGACUCCAGUUCCAGAGGAUCUGAUGCCUUCCAGCCCCUACAUGGAGGUAGUGCUAAACCCACCCAGGUAUAUACAUGACCACACAUAUAAAAAUAAAUCUUUUGAAAAAAAUUUUUUUUCUUAACAAAUUGACAAUGAAUUAAAAUCUGGAGACACACUGGCACUCUCUUGCACUGAGUUCAUACAAUAAAUCAGUACAGAUUCUGGAAGGAUAAUUUGUAUAAAAAUUGUUAACAUUUAAUAAAGGUUUCCUCCUUUGCUGAUUUGUAAACAGCUGGAGUUUGUUGAAGAUGG
Messenger RNA from Grammomys surdaster, 1285 nucleotides. It is a transcript of the gene Mrpl19, whose product is annotated as mitochondrial ribosomal protein L19. Bases 1 to 879 code for a protein of 292 amino acids. Gene Ontology annotation, biological process: translation. NCBI's taxonomy places the organism in Eukaryota, Metazoa, Chordata, Mammalia, Rodentia, Muridae. Gene Ontology annotation, cellular component: mitochondrial large ribosomal subunit; ribosome. The record is from RefSeq and is a predicted model, not a curated record. Gene Ontology annotation, molecular function: structural constituent of ribosome. The transcript is spliced from 6 exons.